GGAGGACGCCGCGCGCGCGGCGAGAGAGGCCGCGGGGAAGUUCACGUCCUGGGCCUCGGGCGCGGCGUCGCGAGCGAGGGAGGCGUCCGGCGGCAAGAUCCCGCCGCUCCCGCCGCGCGCGAGCUCCGCGAUGCAGACGAUCGCGAACGCGUUCAAGGAGGAAUACCGCCUCGCGAUGAUGGACCCGGGGGACGCCGCGGAGGAGCGACGGAAGCAGCGCCCGGGGUACGUCGCGCCGGGGCCGAUGGAGGAGGGCGACGGCACGACCGCGGUCGCGGUCCGAACGCAGACCAAGUCGACGUUCGCCAAGGGAUGGGAAGCGAUCGCGACCAAGACUGGGCUCACGUCCGUCUUCUCGAAACUGCAAGGGCUGAAGCGCACGCCGGCGUAUCAGAAGACCGAGGACGCGCUCGAGGACCUGAGGGAGCGGUGGGAGACGUCGGAGAACCCGAUGGUGCACAAGAUCCAGGACUCCGUGGACGGCUUCUUCCAGGAGACGGAGCAAGGCGAGGCGUACCGCGCGAUUCGCGCGCGGGCGCCGACGUUCAACAUCAACGAUUUUCUCGCCGAGGUGCGACGAGACGUGCCCAAGAUUCUCGGCGCGUACCUCAAGGGCGACGUCGACGCGCUGGCGAUGACCAAUGUGAGUAACGAGAUGAUGGAGCGGAUGAGCGGGCAAAUGCGCGCGUGGGAGGCGGAGCAGAAGUUUGUGGAUCCGCGCGUCCUCCACCUCGGCGACGUGGAGCUCGUGGAGACGCGGAUGAUGGAGGGCGCGCCGCUCGUCGUGACGCAGUUCCAGUGCCAGCAGAUCAACUGCGUGAGGGACGCGAGCGGAGUGAUCGUGGAGGGCGCGGAGGAUGAUAUACAGGCGGUGCAUUAUCUGUGGGCGAUGCAGCUCGUGGAUAAGGAGCUCGUCGCCGCGGACGGACGGAAGUACGUCGCGCCGACGUGGGUGCUGCGAGAGAUGAUGCUGCGGGGGAUGAUGGCUGUGGCGGCGUGA
Micromonas pusilla CCMP1545 is the source of this 1000-nucleotide messenger RNA. Its product is annotated as mitochondrial protein translocase family. Gene Ontology annotation, biological process: protein import into mitochondrial matrix. The coding region runs from base 131 to 1000 and encodes 289 amino acids. Gene Ontology annotation, molecular function: protein-folding chaperone binding. Gene Ontology annotation, cellular component: mitochondrial inner membrane. The transcript has a single exon. Lineage: Eukaryota; Viridiplantae; Chlorophyta; Mamiellophyceae; Mamiellales; Mamiellaceae. The record is from RefSeq and is a predicted model, not a curated record.